Cynara cardunculus var. scolymus (artichoke) is the source of this 1757-nucleotide messenger RNA. RefSeq lists its product as uncharacterized. The record is from RefSeq and is a predicted model, not a curated record. The transcript is spliced from 5 exons. The coding region runs from base 45 to 1526 and encodes 493 amino acids. Lineage: Eukaryota; Viridiplantae; Streptophyta; Magnoliopsida; Asterales; Asteraceae.
UUCAAAAUCCCAAUCGCUAAUUUCUAAAUUCGCAAUUUCGUUCAAUGGAUAUUGACGUAUCUGGAUGGAUUCUUGAAUUCCUUCUCCGACAAAAUUCAGUCGAUGAUCGAUCGUUGAACGACCUAAUUCGCGUUCUUCCACUUCCCAACAACAAUCCGAGACUCAAGAAGAGCUUACUCCUGCGAAAAAUCGAAUCGGAUAUCGAGAAAGGCACUAUCUCCGAACGUACGUUCGAGUUUCUCGAACAAAUUGAGGAAUUGGAUGUUAAAGAAGGAGAAGCUGAGGUUUCUGAAGCCAUGAAGGCAGCUUAUUGCACGGUCGCGAUGCAUUGUACCGUAAAAUUUAUCGAAGAGAGCGCUGGUGAUAGCAAAGAGGAGUAUGCUAGUACCGUGAGGAGGAUUUGGGGUGGUCGGAUUCGUGAGAUGGAGAGGUCCGAGGUGGCGGAGAGAGUGGGAUUGGUUCAAGAUGACUUAUUGCUUUGGAUGAAUGACAUUGAGGCUGGAGUUUUGGAUGCAGAUGCGUGUGAAAAUGUUUUGACAAUGGUUAAAGGGUUGGAUGUAUUGGAGGUCCUUCGUGGUUAUGUAAAUGAGGCAAAGGAAAAGAUGGGUCCUUCGUUUCUUGAAUUGGCGUGCGAGACGAUUUUGAAUGAUGAUGCAUUAAGCAAAACGAUGGGUUUGGAUGAAGGUGCAGAACUCAAUAAUCAGAUCAAAGAUGAUGCACCCACUGUUGCUCCGGCUAUUACACAGAACGUGGAUGCAAAUGCUGAUAAUAAUGUCAAGGGUAAUGAAGCAUUGAGGGAGCCUGUACUACCCAGACACAAGCAUGUUGCCACAAGAUGCUCCAGAGGAUCAGGACGUGAGACUCAUAGAGGAGCUAAGAUUGUUGAUCCCAUGGAGACAUUCCGCAACAGAUAUGAUAGCAUUCCUACCCCUCAAGUGAAGAAAGUACAGAAAGACCUUAAGACCAGUUCUUUUGAACUACGUGCGGUGGUGCAGGACCCUCUUCUGGAUGCAUUACGCUAUGCUGAAUCUUUUAAAGCCAGCACAAGUGGAGAAAAUAUGGCUCAGGAUCAUGUUGUAGGUAAUUCUAAUAGGAUUAAUGUUGAAGCUCCUAGUUCCUCAAAUGAUAGGAACUGUAAAGCUUCAGAGGCCAAUGGAGAUGAUGGUUUCUGCAGAGAUCAAAACAAAAGGCCUAAACCUAGCUUAAUGGAACGCAAUAGCACUGCCCAUACUCUUGAGUGGAGCGACUCCAUUGAUAGCAGCUCUAAGGAUGGGUCACCAGCAAGACCUCACUUGCCCAGCCCCAAAAAGAGAGCGGUCUCACCUUUAAGGAUUUAUAAAAUGGAAAAACUCGCAAGGAAGAGAAAGAAAAAGAGAUGGACCACCAUAGAAGAGGAUACUCUGCGGACUGGCAUACUAAAGUAUGGUAAAGGAAAUUGGAAGCUGAUCUUGAGUACGUAUCGUGACAUCUUCGAAGAUAGAACCGAGGUUGAUUUGAAGGACAAGUGGCGAAAUCUGAUGCGCUGAUGUUGAUCGUUUUUGUGUUAAACGUUGCAAGAUUUGCUUGAAAACAAGUGAAGGCAAAUGAAAUGGCUUCUUCCGUUAAUAUUGCAGCAGUUUCUGGCUGUCAGUUCAUCCAUCGGUAUCCUUUCUAGGUGUGCUUUGAUUGCGGGUUUAAAAACAUUGCUUUUGGAUGUUACCCUAUGCAUGUAGUGAACGGUGUAGCAUUUUAGUAGAAAUAUCAUCUACUUAUAUAUC